AUGGUCCAUUUGGUGACAAACGUGGAGUCGACGGACCACUCGUACGAAGUGGUGAUGAGAGGACACCAAACCAAUGAUAACUACUUCGAGUACUUUGUCACUCGCGAUGACUACAAUGGCAUGAACUAUGCCAUCGAUGGCAGUGACAGACAAUUGCCAGACGUUUACUAUGAUAGCGAUGAGGACAGCCGUGACAUCCAUAACAGGCGGCACCGGAAGCGCUCGAACGACGUGUCCAUCGGCGGUGACAAUCAACUGAUGCCCUCGUCGUCGGCCACUCGUAAGGCAGACAACGACCCGUUGACACCAGUGGUGACCAAACACGUGGUAACCAACGAGUCCUCGGCCGCGGAACGGACCCCAUAUCACGUGGAUUGCAAUGGACUCCGAUUAGGCCAAUACCGGUGCCAUAAACUGGAUGUCGAUCCCGAGACACAACAGCCGCGCACCUGUAAUAAGAAGAACAAGGCGUACGUGAACUGCACGCUCACGAGUGGACUGGUAUGUCAGGACACCGGGAGUGAGAACUUCUCGAUGCCAGUGGACUGUCGCCACACGAAUGGCUACUCGUAUGAGACGGCACUCCUGUUGUCGAUAUUCUUAGGGAUGUUCGGCGCCGACCGUUUCUACUUGGGUUACCCGGCCUUAGGUCUACUCAAGUUCUGUACGCUGGGGUUCCUCUUCUUGGGACAGUUGGUCGACAUCAUACUGAUUGCGCUGCAGAUCGUAGGCCCGGCCGACGGCUCCCAUUAUGUGAUCAAAUACUUCGGCCCGAAGUUAGACAUCGUGUCGUUCAAUGAGAACACAGACAUUAUAUACGAAAACAAUUGGUACAUGAAUUGA
Molecule: messenger RNA, 843 nt
Organism: Oppiella nova
Lineage: Eukaryota; Metazoa; Arthropoda; Arachnida; Sarcoptiformes; Oppiidae
Source: the annotation of a GenBank genome assembly